This is a messenger RNA of Metarhizium brunneum ARSEF 3297, 666 nucleotides long. Lineage: Eukaryota; Fungi; Ascomycota; Sordariomycetes; Hypocreales; Clavicipitaceae. The record is from RefSeq and is a predicted model, not a curated record.
AUGGCCGCAUCAGCAUCGAGCGCGGGCUGGGCACAGCUACGGCAGCAGGCGAGAUCAUUAGAGACCCAGACAGAGAACUUGUUCCAUACGUACUCGCAGUUCUCGUCGGCUGUCAAUAUCCCACCCAAACCAUCAGAAGAGGAGCGCAACACGGAAGCCAAGAUUGAGGAAUUACUCGAGAAGCUAGCGCGGCUUUUCGACUCCGAAACGACACUCACCAACUCUGGCGUCAAGCAGAACAACCUCUCGCUGCUCCGCGAUAAGCUCUCCUCCCACAGACGCGACCUCAACCGCUUGCGUGGCACCCUCCAGCAAGCCCGUGACCGAGCCAACCUCCUCACCAAUGUCCAGUCUGACAUUGACAACUUUCGCGCCAAUAACCCCGAGACUGCGGAGGCAGAGUACAUGCUCGAGGAGCGAAGCCGCAUCGACAACAGCCACAACGUGGCAGAUAGUGUGCUGAGCCAGGCGUACGCCGUGCGGGAAAACUUUCUGCUGCAGCGCGAGUCGCUGGCCAAUAUUAAUCGGCGAAUCACCAUGGCUGCAAGCAAAGUGCCUGGUAUCAACGGGCUCAUCACCAGGAUAUCGGCGAGGAAGAGAAGAGAUGGCAUCAUUAUGGGGAGCUUUAUUGCAUUCUGCUUUCUAAUCUUCUUUUGGUUCUCAUAG